AUGCCUUCAGUCGUGCUAUCGCUGCUUGUUUCAGCGGCCGCGCUGAGUAUCUACGGAGUGGCAACGGUCAUCUACAAUCUCUUCUUCCAUCCCUUACGCCGCUAUCCGGGGCCUAAGCUAUGGGCAGCUACGCCUCUGCCCGCAGCCAUCAGCAUCCUCCGAGGCACUCCUCACCUAACCAUUCUGGAACUGCAUAAGCGCUACGGCGACGUCGUUCGCGUGGGACCCAACGAGCUGGCACUUGCGCACGCCGAUGCAUGGAAAGAUGUCUGCGGACAUCUUAAGCGCGGACAAGACGAGAAUCGGAAAGACCCAAAGUACGGCAACGAAGAAAUGGAUAAGAGCCUUAUCUCGGCAUCGCGAGGGAGACACGGGCCCGCACGACGACUUCUGUCUCACGCGUUCUCUGCUCGCGCAAUGGCGGAGCAACAGCCCCUGAUGGACAGAUGGAUCAGCCUCUUCAUCCAAAGAGUACACGAACACAGCAAAGGUGGAACAGUGGCCAUGGAUGCCUCCAAGUGGUUCGAGUGGACGACGUUUGAUAUUAUUGGGGAUCUGGCUUUUGGAGAACCCUUUGGAUGUUUGCAAAACUCCGCCUCGCAUCCAUGGGUGGAUAGCUUCUUCGCGUCUAUGAAGAUCAUUCCGUGGAUCCAGGCCAUUAGCGACUUUCCUCUCUUCUCCGUGUUGAAACCUCUCUACUUUAUCCUCUUUGUUCCCAAGGAUGUGUUGAAGCAACGGGCUUUAAGCCAGGUCAUGGCCGAGGAGAACCUAAAGAAACGGCUUGCUAUUGGAGGUGACCGACCAGACUUUGUUCAAGCUUUGUUGAAAAGCGGCGAGAAACACGAAAUGUCCCCAAUCGAGAUGAGGGACAACAUGGUCCUUCUCACGACAGCCGGCUCCGAGACAACUGCAACUACUCUCGCGGCGACCACAUACUUCCUCGGCAAGCAUCCCGAAAUUCUCUCCAAGCUGAAAGCUGAAGUACGCUCGGCAUUCAAGAGCGAGCAAGACAUUGAUGUCAACAGCGUCCAGAGCCUCCCUUACAUGCUUGCUAUCCUCAAAGAGUCUAUGCGAGUUUAUCCUGCUGUCGCUGUUGCCUUGUUGCGUCAGACGCCUCCGAGCGGCGCGCAGAUUGCCGGUAACUGGGUAAAUGGAGGGACGACUCUGGGUAUCUGGCAGUAUGCUGCAUAUCACGAUCCCACCAAGUUUCUUUACCCGGACGCGUUCAUCCCGGAGCGUUGGCUGGAUGAUAAGCGCUUUGAUGGCGAUCAGAAGAACUUGCAUCAGCCGUUUUCUUACGGCCCUCGCAAUUGCUUAGGCAUGAAGUAUGUUUUCUAG
Messenger RNA from Colletotrichum fioriniae, 1338 nucleotides. RefSeq lists its product as uncharacterized. Gene Ontology annotation, molecular function: heme binding; monooxygenase activity; iron ion binding. NCBI's taxonomy places the organism in Eukaryota, Fungi, Ascomycota, Sordariomycetes, Glomerellales, Glomerellaceae. The record is from RefSeq and is a predicted model, not a curated record.